Molecule: messenger RNA, 267 nt
Organism: Melospiza melodia melodia
Lineage: Eukaryota; Metazoa; Chordata; Aves; Passeriformes; Passerellidae
Product: olfactory receptor 6C3-like
Exons: 4
Coding region: 1-267 (88 amino acids)
Biological process (GO): detection of chemical stimulus involved in sensory perception of smell; G protein-coupled receptor signaling pathway
Cellular component (GO): plasma membrane
Molecular function (GO): G protein-coupled receptor activity; olfactory receptor activity
Source: RefSeq, a predicted model, not a curated record
AUGGAUAUGGGGGAAAAUGGUGCAGACAAGAGGUCAGAGGUCAGCACCAUCUCCUACUCUGGAUGCGCAGCACAGCUAUUUCUGUAUGUCUUCUUCAUUGGAACAGAGUUUUCUCUCCUGACUGUCAUGUGCUACGACCGCUAUGUGUCCAUCUGCAAACCCCUGCACUACGGGACCCUCCUGGGCGAGCAGGGACGCCACAAAGCCUUUUCCACCUGCCUCUCUCACCUGACUGUGGUCUCCCUGUUUUGUCCGUUCUGUACUUAG